AUGGCGACGACGUUUGGCUGGAAAAGAAAAUGUCCGCAAAAUCUAGCUCGUAAAAGAGCUGCUUUGUUUGACGAGAGCAAUCAAAUACCGAAUGAAGAUGAGAGUGAACCAUUCGAAGAGGACUGGCGUGUCCUUUUAGUUAAAAGAGGAGUUCUGGGUAUUGAGGAUAGUGUUUUAAAAAGUAAGCGACUUCAAGAUGAGGGCGUUGCGCUCGCCGAGCAACAAAGGUACAUGUAUUGAAAUGAUCUAAACUUGAUUCUACCCGUGUGGUUUCAUUUGUAACUUCUUUUAAAUUGAAGUGUAAAGCUACUGCAAGCAUGUGUAUAAAGUCACCCCCUGGGGGUGGGGAUGGGGUGUUAAUAGAAAAACAUGGGGAUAUUUAUCAUUAAUAUUUUAAAAAUGGUUAUUACUUUAUUGAUAGGGAAAGCAUAUGUCAGUUAAUUUUGGCUAAAAACCAGAAAAACGUAAGAGAAAAGAGAAAAAAAAAACCUUAAUAUUAUAGGAAAUUAUUUACUUCGUAAAGUUAAUGCAAAAUUUUGAUAUUUUCAUUAAUUUAAAUUGUGUUAAUUUUUGUAAAUGUUACUUUCUGCUUCAUUAAUUAAGUGGAAUGUUAAUUUCCAUGCAACCCUAAUUUCCAUUACACUCUGUUGACAGCUACAUAAGAGGAGUAUUUUGGAGAUCAGCCAUUCUUUGCCUGAUCCUCUUCCUACCUUGUAGUAAACAAAGUUUUCAUUUCAGGUUAUACGUUUUACUUUGUCCUUGUUGUCCCUAUAAGUUUUGGUUUCUCUGUGAACGCCACGUGAAUUUCCUACAUUCUGACAUUUUACUUUUAGUCAUGUUAAUUUCCAAUACCUUCAUUUCAUGGACCGUUAAUUUCCUUUAAUAAGGUAUCUGUCGUAGUUAAUUUUUUAUCUCAGGUAACUUUUAUUUUUCUGUGUCAACUUCAUUAGCAUGUACAUUACCAUACCCAGGAGAAAAACACUUGGCAAUAACAUCUGAAGACUGCAACCAGGCUGUUUGUUAUCCAGACACAAUUACUUGAACUCUGGACAACUGUUGAUGAUUGUUUUCCUGACGGAGGGGAUGGUUCCCAAACAAAACCCUCUUUCUGGCCCUCUUUCCUCCGUCCUCACUCUCCUGACUCUCCAAAUGCGCUUCCUCUUGCAACUUCAUUUCCAAAGAAGAAAAAAGACCCUGGAAGCUACUGCAAAUUGUUGCUUCUUUUUAAUAAUUAUUAUAAAUGAAUAUUUCACUUUGCCAUUAAAUUCUAGGCACUGGGAAGCAAUUUCAAGAUGGAAUGAAGCCAUAUCGUUAACACCAAAAAAUGAAAAGCUUUAUGAAAUGAAGUCACAGGUGAGAUUGAGGGUAGAAGAGGUAAGGGGAACCGGAAGCCAAAGAUGGCUUACUUUCAACAUAAAUUUUAUUUCAUGUUGAAUGUUUGUAGACAGUACAGAGGGUGUGGUUGAUUAAAGAAUUUUACUAUUAUUUUAUAGGAUCAUCUACCUCAAUGUAAUUUUUGUGGUUCAAUUAGUAUCCUUGGUUUCAAUUUAAUUUUUUGUUAUAUCAAAUUCAUUAAUUUUAUUACUAUACCCAAUGAAGUAUUAGAAGAUAGAGUUACACUGACAUUAAGUCUUUUUUUUAGCAGUGUGAGUCACAUUUUAUUUGUUAGUAACCAUGCAACACGUCAGAGUUUGAAAAUUUAUUAAAGUCAUGCCUAGCUAGUUCAUUUUGUCGAUAAUGCCAAUUAAGCUUCCUUAUCCUGGGUCCUUAUUGGCUAUGGAAUUUGAGAAAUAACUUGUUCAUAAAAAAAUAACAUCAUCGUGUCAAGCAAAUUAAUAUGUCGCCAAAGCAUUAUUUCAAAUGUUUCAAACAACAAAAAAUGUACUUGAAAAACUUUAAGGCUAACAAAUUUUCAAAAACCACAAAUGCUGUCCAUUCCAAUCAUCUUCAAGUUUGUCAAUCUGUGUCUCUUUUUGUAUUUGCUGUGUUAUUUACAUCAUCCAUUCAUGUUUUGAGUGGUUAUAUUUUUUGUGUGUCACUCAGUUUGGUGGCGGUACCCCGCAGUACCCACUGUUUGAAUUUUGAUAAAUUUUGUCACACAGCUCCUUUAAGUUCUGUUUUGAACCUUGUAAGAAUUAAUGUCUUGAAACUUUUCAGGUUUUAAUGACAAUUGACAACAAAAUUGUUGAGACAUUGUCCUCAAAUAGUUGGGAAGCUAUUAAAUAGGUAGCUUGAACAGCGGCACAACAUUUCGUGGAGUGGAUGGGGGAGGGAAGCUUUACUUUUCCCAUUUUGAGUUCGCAAAAUGUCGAAGAGGCCCUUCAGGGCAAAGUGUCUCAACUGAUUAUGUUGCUGAUUUUGAGCUUUUGAUAGGCUUCCAAAUGUCUUGGACUCAAAUUUGCUUAUUAAAUGCAAAGCCUCAGUCUUGAAUUUGGUUAGAGAAGAAAAGUCUCUGUCUCAGAUUUUGUGAUCUCUCUACUUCAUUCUUCAUGAUAGUUUGCUUCACUUAACAUGAUUACUUUUAGGUUUUUUACACUGGGUAUAUUUUUAAAAUACAUAAUAUACUGUCAAACAGUACAGUCAGAUGGAAUAAAAUGAAAAUGUUGGGAUUGCAAUUUAUAACAUUAAAUUGCAGGUACUCUUGGAACUCCAUGAGUUAUUUCCUGCCAUACAAGCAGCAGAGAAAGCAGUCUCACUUAACCCUCAUUGGUUUGUGGCACAUCAAACUCUUGGCCGGGCACAGAUGGGAUUUGGUGAUCCUGAAAUGGUAAGUACAGCAGAGAUAUUUUUACAAAACAUCUUUGUUAACCAAAAUUCUCCCCAUGACAAAAUUACUGAAGUUUUGUUUGAAAAAAUAAUCAUGGGCACCAGUGCUACUGUUUACACAAAACCUUAUGAAGGAUAUAAGCCUGGGGUUACUGUCGCAAGUUUUGGGCAAGGGUGUGCUGCUAUAUUAGGACCCAGUGGAUUUAGCCUUAGCCUUUUUAUAUACCAGACUACAGUGCAGUUCUGCUGUUGCCACCCUAUACAUACUAGACCAUAAAACUCCCCAAACCUGAACCUUUCCUACUGAGUCACUAUUUUCCAGAAACUGUAAUUGAGGUCUACUCUUCCCCUGCUACUAUGAAACUAAGUUGCGGGUACUUCCUCCAAUAAUAGCCAUCUCUUGAUUAAUCUCCUCCCUCGAAUAAUUGCUACCCAGCUUUGACAGAAUUUAAAAUAAUCGCCUCCCUGAAAUAAUCACCACCUAACCCCUCUUGCCAUCUUUUUUUUUUAUCCACUCCCUGUCUGGUUAAAAAUUGACAAAUGAGAUAACAAACAUAUCUGAAGUGGAGUCUGAUGCAGCAAAACUGAUCAGUGAUCGUUCAAGCUCUGAUGUCAAGGAUAUUGACAUUUGAAAAUUUAAAUCUGAGGAACCAAAUCUGGAACACUUAAAAUUCCAUGUUCAGUUUAUUUUUUAUUAAUUAAUAAUGGAAUAAUAAAACAAAAUAUAUAGGGCAUGACUUCCAGUGAGCAAUAUUUGAAAGAAUCGCCUCCCUCGAACUAUCACCUUCCCUUGAAUAACUGCCCCCUUUUGGUUCGAAAAGAGAAUAAUAUUGCCCCCGGCUAUUAUAGAAGGAAAUACAGAAUGCAACUUAAAGUCUUGGGUUUCAAAAGCUAUGUCAUUUUUUUUGCGUAACUUUUUACUUCUCCCAAUCAUCAGUCACUCAUCAUUUUUUAUGUCAGUUGUUGAAAGACUGAUUAUCGCUAACAUGGGGUUAAAUUUUUAUCCAAGUUCCUGUUUCUUUAUCUUCUAAAUGUUUUUCUGUUCGUAAUUGGAUUAGUCAUUUUAGAGUGUCUAAACAUCAACUUUUGAUAAAAAAUAAUUUACUGGGGAAUUUCCUUUGUAAGCAUUCAGAUUGGAAGUCAAAUUUUAUCUAUGGUAAUCCAGUUUUAUCCUCAACCGACUUUGAACAAUGAUGUCAUGGCUUGGGGGUCUGAGGGGGUCCUCAUCAAAUUUUUAUAAGUGGAGGCUCCACCCUGAAGUGUAACCCCUUAUACUUCUAUACACCAUUUUUGACCAAAAGGUACCCCUUUCAUAUACAUUACAUUAACAAGUGGUACACCUUUCACAUACCUAGUUCACAAACCUAGUUUAGAUGAGAACAUUACAUCUCUUCUAACUGCUUUUAAUGCUUGGUCUUUUGAUGAAUAAAUAACUAAACCAAAAAGUUUUCUUGUCUCUAGUUUGUCUGUUAGCCCUUUUUGGUCCUUGUACAGAGUGAAAUGACAGAUUUCCCCAGCCUUUCAUAUAAACUUCAACUUAUGAAAUCCCUUCUUCCCUUUUUAUAUACCUGAAGACUGAAAAAGGUAGCCCUUUUGCAGGGUUCUCACUAAGAUUUCAAGUUGCCGCAUAAAUACAACAAGUAGGCAGGGAAUCAAACAGCUGGGGGUUUAUUUUGGUUCUAUUUUUCUUCCAUUUUCCUUUAAAAGUAGCCAGCAGGGCCACGUUCAUUGUAGCUGAGGAAAAUCCCUGGCCCCCACCUCUUAAUGACAGCCCUACCUUUUGGCUGGGGCCUUCCCUUGUAUGCCUUUGUAGGAGUACCCGCUGCAGUGGAGGGGGGGUGGGGAGGAUGGAGUAUUAUAUUAUUGAUUCAGUACAUGUAGGUUCAAAAGAAAUUUUUAGAGUGAGGGCUGGGAGAUUGAGGGUUUGGGUAAUUAGGGGUGGAUCUAGGGGGAAGGUGCAGGGGGGUUUGCACCCUCCCCCCACCCCACCCCUGAGAUGAUGAUGUGCAGCUUUCUAAUACAACUGGUAUUUUGCCAAAAAAAUAGACUUUGUGGUUUAUUGGUAUUGAAGAAAACAUGACACGGGGCUGAAGAAUUUAUGUUACACACCAUAAAAUGGUAGUUCCUUAUGGGUUCACCCCCUCCUAAGAAAAAUCCUGGAUCCGCCCUACUGCUUUUGGGAGUAGGGAAUUAGAGCGUGAGUGAAGAUCCACAGAAAGGUAGCAAAAAAACUGUUUUACUUUUCUUCUCUUUUGGGGGAUUUUUUGUGUGAAAGUAAUGCUUGCAAUAACUAGGCAUGCAGCUGCUGGUUUAAGUUUUUAUGGCCCAUUUUCUCCCAAGCAUGAAACAUCAACAAUAAGUAUGUUUGCUGAUGGACUUGUCAUUAAUUUUUUUGAUUGCAUUAUUCUUUGUUUGGAAAUUAUGUUAGGGUGUGAAGAGCUUCUCAAAAGCUGUUCAUCUGCAGCCUGACGAUUUAGAGGUAAUGGGAAAUGCAACUUUGAUAAUACAGUGUAGAUGAUAAUUUAAUUUACAAUAAAUUAGUUAACAGUCCAGCAAUUGUUCUGUUACUGGCACCAUUUUGACCAGGAAAGACAGCUCAUCAGAAUUUUACCUUAACUCAUGGGCCUUUUAAAUGAAAACAAAAAUGCAUCUACAUCUUUGCCAAACAGGGUUCUUACAGAUUCAAGACUUUUUCCAGUCUUUUUCCAAAACAAUAAUUUUUUUUUCCAGACUCAAGGUUAUCAAAUAGGUGAUCAACAGACACCUUAAAAACACAACAGCAAAGCUUUUUUCAUGAUGUGCUGGAAACAUAUGGGCAAGUUUGAAUAAGAUUUGACCAAAACAAAAAGAAUCAAGACUUCUUGCCAUUUUUUCCAGACCUAAUCUCCAUUUUCGAGCCUUUUUCAGGGUCUGGAAAAUUGCUGUGCAAAUUUCAAGAUUUUUUUGAGAAUUCAAGACUCUGCAUGAACCCUGGCCAAAACUAGUUGCAUGGAAAUGAGACUGGUGACUCCAGUGACUAGAGGUUUUUUCCCCUUUGUGCAUAAUUAUUUGUGUCUCACCGUCACAUCAGAUUUUAUUUUAAUGGGAGUAAAUUUUAGGAAUGAAGGAAAAAGCUCUGGCACCCCACACCACCUCCAGGUAUAACCAUAAUUGUGAGACUACCCUUGGUUACUGAUAUCUAUAGCAACAUUAUUUUUCAUGUACCAAUGGUAGUUCCUGGAGGUGGGGAGUGGGGGGUACUUAACAAAGUUUUAUAUGCAGAAACCCCACCCCAAGGUCCAACCCCUUACCCAUUUGUACCCCAUUUUUGACAGAGAAGACUCACCUUUUGUGUGCCUUCCAACCCCUGGAAAAACCAGGAAAUUUUCUCAAUUGUUUUACGGCCAUAAAUUCUUCUAUUGGCCCUUAUGGGUCUUUUUACAGACUGAAUUGACAGAUCCCUUCCCUUUUAUAUCCUUCAACUAGUGAGAUCCCUACCCUUUAAUAUACCCGACACUUGAAACAGGUACCCCUUUUGGGCAGAGCCUCCCCAUAUAUAGGCCAUAAUAAGGAUUACUCCUCCCCCCUCUCCUGAUAGCCUGUUCCAGGCUCUCAAAAAGUGGGAAGAUGUGAAAGUGAAAUGCAUGGAAAAGGGGGCAGACAGGAAUAAGGCUACAGGAAUAGAGACCCUAACCCAUCACCCUUUCUCUCCUCGAUCAGUUUCCUCCCAUUGUAUUUUCAUCUUUGCGCUUUCUCAAUUCUGCGGACCUGACUAUCUCGGAGCCUGGAUCAGGCUACCCCUUCAUGUGAUAGUUUUAUGAACGUGAGACCAAUAUAGACUAUUCUUGCCGCAGAUGUGGACAGAGGACCUCCACUGGGCCUGGAAACUGAGAGAUCAAAAGAGACAACAAGACAAAGAAAAAUUGGACUCUAUAAGUACACAACAUAGCAAAGAACUUUCGGAAUUAUACACAGCAGAUCUUGAUACUGAAACAGAGAAAGAUGAAUUUGUAAAAAAAACAAACAGCAUCAAGGAAGAAUCUCUAAAUAAUUAAAGACAUG
This is a messenger RNA of Porites lobata, 6807 nucleotides long. The record is from the annotation of a GenBank genome assembly. Lineage: Eukaryota; Metazoa; Cnidaria; Anthozoa; Scleractinia; Poritidae.